Molecule: messenger RNA, 3208 nt
Organism: Amoebophrya sp. A25
Lineage: Eukaryota; Dinophyceae; Syndiniales; Amoebophryaceae
Source: the annotation of a GenBank genome assembly
CAGUUAUCGCUCUCUUGUUCAGACCCUUUGAGCUACUAUAUUUAUUAGGAGAGAACUUCGAGAAGUUCAAGUUUACUGAUCCGAUUUCGAAACCUGUAUUCAGACGCAGUAGACGACACAUGAUGGCAGUACGGCUUGUUUUUGCGCGAUGCUAAGGGCGAAGUGGUCACUGCUCAUUUGGAGACGCGCUUUCUCGUAGUCGCUGUCAGCAUUGCCAACUGACGAAAUCCUCUAGCUUCUGUUGUCGCGCUCAUCGUUCCUGCUGGUAGUUUUCGGCUCGCUUUGAGCACUCCCGAUUGCGCCCUUCUUGUCUUAUUCGACCAUGUCGGGUGCUAAGCUGGUUUAUGACUAUCAGAAGGGAUGGCCCUGGAUGGUCAUUCUUGCUGUUCAGUUCGCAAUUCAGCCACUGCUUACGCAAAGCUUUAGUGGAGGUAUCUAUCCGUGGAGUAGAUCAGUUUUCUUCGUUUCUUUCCAAGAAGAAGGUACUUGUCGUCUAUCGUAGUUAGAUGAUAGAUCACGAUCAGGUUCAGGUUUCAUAAAAAUCACACAUACACAAUCUGCCUUGCCGUCGCGCACAUGCAUAUGAGGGCUAGUUUUCCUACUUAGCAUUGUCUUUGUUGUUGACCUUCAACUCUAUCCUCAGAUGACUCUGGCAUAAUUUCUCCUCAGAUUUCGUUUUGCUGGAUCCCGUAAUAAAUCCGCGGAUCAUGGUUUUGAUCACGGAACUGGCGAAGGUAGUGAUAUCUCUCGUGUCCUUGUUUCUGAGUGGUACCUUGAUGCACGACUUGCGCGGGAUGAGUUACCGGACAUCCGUGGUACCCGCUUUCGUGCCCAGCAUUUCGUACUCCCUCCAGAACAUCCUCAUUUAUCUUGCCUAUCUGUCUCUAGACCCGCUUGUCGCCAACUUGCUAAACCCAACCAAAGUGGCCUUUACCGUUCUUUUUACGUACCUCUUGUUGGGUAGACAAACGAACCGGACGGAAAUGGGAGCUGUGGGCCUGCUGUUCGUCGCGGUGGUCGUUCUGAAGUGGGAAUCACCUGACCAGGUGCGCGCCGAGAAGACGAUGAAUGGGAAUUUUGCGUUUGGUUUUGUCUACGCGUUGGGGGCUGCCUUUCUCUCAGGUUUCGGUAGCGCAAUGUGCGAACGCUCAAUGCUCAUUCUGCCCAAGGCUACUGGAGCCUCUUCAGCUGGGAGCGGAAAAGGAAAUGCUUCAGAUGAUGACGGCAACUCAGUAGACGAUUCAUCCAGCAGGAGGUUAAGGCUUGUCCUAUCUAAUCCAUCCUGAGAAAGCAUCGGCAUCCUAGGAGAGAGAAAGAGGCAUCUCUAGACUGUUGCUGUAAGAGGAAGAGAACCUCCAGAAGGAUGCCUCCGCCUCAGAUGACUCUCAAGAUGGAUUUUUGGCGUUGGGCGUGUGUACUUCUAGUUCUAAAGAAAGGCAUAACGAGUACCACGAGCAUAUCGAGUUCUAGUAGUACAGGCAGCCACAGAUCCGCUUCGAGAGUGAGGGAAUCCUCGAUAGCGAGACCCGGAGGAGACGAUUUAGCUUUGGAAAGUAUGAGCCGAAGCUCAUCCUCUUCGUCCAGCAGUGUCGGGCGGCGGCGAAGUGAAGGCUCUUCGGGCAGCGGACGGCGAAGUGGUCUACAGGGUUCCGCCCGUAGGCGCCCUUCCGGUGGUACGUCACACAGAAACAAGACGCCGGGAGCAUCGUCAUCCCGGCAAGGAGGGAACAACACAUCAUCAAGUCGAGGAGCUGCGGAGGGUCUCUCCGGCGGCGGGGAAACAGAUUUGACUACGCGGACGACGGCAGUAGCGCGGGCAAUCGCCGCUGCAGCGUCGUCCACGAGUGCGGGCAGCGACGACGGCUCCUCUUCGGGUAGCAGUGCGGCUGGUGCGGCCGUGGCCGCGAAAAAAAGAGCACAGCGCAGCGUAGAGGAUGAUACGCACCUGUCCUCUCUGGCGGGCUCUAGCGAGGAGGAGUUGAUGCUCGUCGAUGCGAAGAGCGUUCUACCAAGCUCCCCAACAGCGUCCGCGAUAGAUACGGGAAAGAAGAGUGCCUAUUUGUUUUCUCUCGAGCUCUCCUUCGCAACUUUUGUGCUCACUCUAGUGCAGGUAAUUGGCAUCUACGUCUGGGAGUACUACCUUUCAAGUUUCCCCAUUUUUCGAGACUUCCAAAGUGCUGUACCCACAGCAAAGUGGCCAGCGGUUGCGGUGCACACUCCAACACUCUCAUCAUGCGUACCACUUUUCGUGCAGGCAUCUGGGGGGAUCGUUGUCGGACAGGUAAGCACGUAGCACAUAAAAAACUGUUGAUGUUGUUGCUAACGGUGACCGCCAAGUAACGUACUGGUAAAAUCUGUUAUAAGAGACGCCGAUACUUGCUAGUCACGCUACUCGAGGAAGCACCAGAAUCUCAAUCAUUUUUGAGCGGUGUAUUCGUAUUGCGGUCUGUAAGGUCGAGUUCCGUGCACUACCAUAUCUGAAGUUCUUGCAGAGUAGAGAACACUGAGCGUCAAACUCCCACUCUCGCAUCAGAAUUAUCUAGGUAACAAAAUAUGUCGGAGGCGUCGCAAAGGGUUUCACGAUUGUAUGUGGCAUCGUUUUGACAGCAAUAAUCAAUGCCGUGAUGCAAGGGAAAAUUCCCUCGCUAUCUUUGUAUGCAGCAGUCAUUCUCGUUAUGGCUUCGGUUUUCUUACAAGCCCGUGCAACCGCAGCCGCCAGCGCUGCUGCAGCAGCGGCAAAGAAAACGCAAUGAAACCCGUUCGCCGUGUCAUUUUCUUCACGAUUCAAUGCUUGCUAAGUCUGGCACAACACAUACAACGAUGUUCAAGAUUGAGAACAAAGUUAAAGUCUACAUUGGGACAACAGAAGGCCUUUUGGCUACUUAACAACAGCAUACCAUGAUAUCUUUUUUACUCAAAAUGAAUCGAAAGAUGACUCCUUCUUCGGAAAAGUAUAAUGUUACUUCAAUCAGGCAUUUCCAUGCAUACAUUACUAGUUUUUGUUCAACAUUGGAAUGAAAUAUUUAUAUAUAGGAAAAUUCGAGAUCCAAUACUUCUACUUGUCAGAAGCACAAGGGAAUAUAUAAGUAGCGACUUCUAAUUGUGAAUGUUUUGUUGACAGAUCCUUUUGCCUUAAACCGAAAGAACCUGUAAACGUAUGUUCUCGCAUGACGAAAAGAAGUUUAGAAGAACGAGACUUAAGAGCGUC